Messenger RNA from Rhizophagus irregularis DAOM 181602=DAOM 197198, 593 nucleotides. RefSeq lists its product as uncharacterized. NCBI's taxonomy places the organism in Eukaryota, Fungi, Glomeromycota, Glomeromycetes, Glomerales, Glomeraceae. The record is from RefSeq and is a predicted model, not a curated record.
AUGAAUACUGUCCUCGAAUAUGACAAAGAAUUUGAUAAAGUGAAAACGUUCCUCAAAGAAAGUAUUGACAAUAAUGAAAGAAUGUGUGAAGCCGAUUUAAUUAAAGAAGAAAAUUUUGAAUAUUUACAAUUUACUACGGAACCUGAAGCUGCUACAAUCUAUGGAAGUACAAUUGGAAACUCAACGGUAGAAAAACUACGAUUACCACAACGAAUUCAACUUGAUAAUUGUCAUGAUGAAUGUUCAAUUACUAUCCUGUUUCGUGGAACAACAUUAUAUGGACUAAGUUUACAUGAUAAAUUCAGUUAUGAAAAACAGCGAGAGCCAAAAAGAGAUGUUGUUGAUAUUGAUAAAGAAAUUUCAACUUUCUCAGAUUAGUGCUACAUUUUUAUCUAUUUUUUUUACAAAAUAUGAUGAAACAGAUAUUGUGAUGGAAUUAUUAGGCACUCUCAAGAUUGAUCUUCCGGAUCGUGGAUCUAUAGACGAGUUAGUUUUGUCAUUUGGUCAAAUGGACAAAAUUAUUUUUUGAAAUUAACAAAGGGCUGCUUAAGUUUGAAUUAUCAUUUUAUGACACAGUUAUCCAUUUUUUUUUU